CUUGAAUCUGCUCCCAAGUCCGCUCUGCUUUGGAAAAUGGUGCUGUAAACAAACAAUCGGUAAGAGAGGUUUUCGUCGCGACAAUUGGAUAGCUCUGGCGGGAUAUCUCCCAGUAUCUGAGGCUUUAUUUAAUCGAAGAGUGUUUGCAUAUGGGAGUUAUUAGGGGUGUUUUGGUGAGAAGUAAAUUGAACAUACGGGUUCUUCAGAGGAAGCUCGGCUAACUUGUUAGCUUACCACUAUUAGCAGACGUGAUGUUCCAAUUUCCUUCAGUUUAAACUCUCAGAUGUCCAGUCUGUGCCAGCUACCACUUCCAACCACGAGCAAAUGUGGUUAGAUUGAUAAAUAGCUGGUAUUUGUGGUUAUUAAUGUAUGAGUUAGCAGGUUUAGCUAGUUUGAUUGUGUUGCCAGUGGAGAUGCAAGAGGCCUGAGUUACAUCUUCGGGACAAAUAGCGUAUAAAACAGACUUUAACAGCCUGGCAUGUUCAUGUGAUCUUACAGUAUAUGGUGUACAUGGUCACCAGAUGUGUAAAAGGCUCCGAUUCGUUAGUGAAUUGCUUGUUUGUGAGGUUAUGAAAUGAUAAAAGCAGAGGCAGCCUUGCCCACUACCACCUGUAACAAAGUCCAGCAUUUAUUAGAGAGUUUUGUAGUGAUAUCUGAAAAUCAGUCCCGUUUUGGAAAACCAGGACCAUCAUCAGGGUUUGCUGAUGCUGUGCGAUCGGCCCGCUCAUCUGGAUCUACGCACAUUCCCGUCUGCCUGACCUAAAUAGGUCUUUCUCCUUAUCAAGUUACUGUACUGUGACCACCAUGUCCGACAACCAGGGAAAUCUGAACAACAACAACGUCCCACUGAUUAACAACAAUAAUGGAGGGCCGAACCGGAUCCGGAAUCCUGCAAUGAAUCAGAACCCACUGAUCAACGUGAGGGACAGACUUUUUCACGCAUUAUUCUUUAAGAUGGCAGUCACAUAUGCCAGACUGUUUCCUCCAUCCUUCAGACGAAUAUUUGAAUUCCUGGUUCUAUUAAAGGCCUUGUUUAUGCUCUUCAUCCUGGCCUACAUCCACAUCGCCUUCUCACGUUCACCAAUCAACUGCCUGGAGCACGUGCGGGAGAAAUGGCCCCGUGACGGCAUCCUGCGUGUAGAGAUCCAGCGCAACUCCAGUCGAGCACCCAUCUUCCUGCAGUUCUAUGAGACGGAGGGAAUCCAGGGACUGGUGAAGGAACCAGAAGAGGACGGAAGUGAAGCCAGACAGCCAGUUGUUCAGACAGACACUGAAGAGGAGGAGGAGAUGACCAUAGACAUGUUCGACAACAGCACAGUACGGUUUGAGCUGGACAUAGAGCCACGUCUGAAUCCAUCGAUGAGCGGCAGUGUUCCGGGCUCCAGCCUGAAUGAAUCACAGGAUCUGUCCUUCAGCCAGGCCCCCUCUAAAGGUAUGCAGCCGCUGAGGGAGACUGUCUCCGAGAUUGAGAUGCUAACUCGAGCAGUGUGGCCGCAAGAAGAGUAUAUCGUGGAAUAUUCUCUGGAGUACGGGUUCCUGCGGUUGUCUCAGGCCACACGCCAGCGGCUCAACAUCCCAGUCAUGGUGGUGACCCUGGACCCCAUGAAAGAUCAGUGCUUUGGAGAUGGCUUCAGCCGCUUCCUCCUGGAUGAAUGCCUGGGUUAUGAUGACAUCCUGAUGUCCAGUGUGAAGGCUUUAGCAGAGAAUGAAGAAAACAAAGGGUUCCUGAGGAACGUGGUGUCUGGAGAACACUACCGUUUUGUCAGUAUGUGGAUGGCCCGUACUUCCUACCUGGCAGCCUUUGUAAUCAUGGUUAUAUUUACUCUUUCCGUGUCUAUGCUGCUGCGGUACUCACACCACCAGAUUUUCGUCUUUAUAGUGGAUCUUCUCCAGAUGCUGGAGAUGAAUAUGACCAUUGCUUUCCCUGCCGCCCCUCUCCUCACUGUCAUCCUGGCUCUCGUGGGGAUGGAGGCCAUCAUGUCUGAGUUUUUCAAUGACACAACCACUGCCUUUUACAUUAUCCUCAUUGUUUGGUUGGCUGACCAAUAUGAUGCCAUCUGCUGCCACACCAACACGAGCAAACGCCAUUGGCUAAGAUUCUUUUACCUGUAUCACUUUGCCUUCUAUGCAUAUCAUUACCGCUUUAAUGGCCAGUACAGCAGCCUGGCUCUGGUCACCUCAUGGCUCUUCAUUCAGCACUCAAUGAUCUAUUUUUUCCACCACUACGAGCUGCCAGCAAUUCUUCAGCAGAUCCGGAUCCAAGAGAUGCUCCUUCAAAACCAGCAAGUGGGUCAAGGUAACCAGACGGCCCUGCAGGACAAUCUCAACAACAACACUAGCACUGCAGCACCUGCUGGCCAGGCUAAUGCAGCCGCUAACACUAACGGCCAGGACGGUCUAGCUGCUCAGGACCAGUCUCAGAUCGAACCCCACAACGGCUUGGUAAACCCCACUCCGCCCAUCGACCCAUCCAGCUCAAUCAGUGACCUCGACUGGAUGGCCGAGAUGGCCAUUGGCCCAGAAGCUCUGGCUAUUCCACACCUUGGUGGCUCGCUCUUAGAGCCAGGAGGGAUCCAGGAAUCGCCAACGUCCAGCACAGCUGCAUUGGAGCUGCAAAGUCCAAGCAUACCAGGAGAGACCCAGGGGAACAUUAGCACAGCCAGCACUCCUGCAGUAGAUAUAAAGUGCUCUCAGGGUCUGGAGCCCCCUGGUGGUGGAGGAGGCCUGACAGAGUCUGAAACGGAUCCCACUUCCUCCUCAAUGACCUCACACACAGACUGCAAAGUAGCAGAAACGUGUAAGGGCACCACGGACUGGGACGGCAAGACAGAGAACGAAAACGAAAGCUCGCCAGACUCCCACUCAACCCCGGCUUGAGAUAUGCACUAGAUUGCUCCCGUUCAGAAUGAAUGAAUUUAAGCCUUUUGCUCUAGUCACCAUCCCUCUGUGUAAAUUAAUCCAGAAGGCAUCAUGAGGAGAAGCUGUGAUGGAGCAUUAUCUAAUUACAUCCUCAAAAUCUCAGACGGGAACGUGAGGAGGGCCGAAGCAGACUCUAGAGUAAAUUCUUAUUGAAUUGUCAAAAUGAUGCCAUGUGAGAGGAUGUGAUCAUUUGGAGAGUCUUUACAUGUGAUUGUUUUGUUUUUUUAAUGAUUGAAACUUUUUUUUUUGAAUACAAGAAGUAUUCAGCUUGCAAAUGUGAUGUGUUGCAUAAUUCUGGUACUUUUUGUGAUUAUAAAUGUGGGCGCUACAGGUAUCAAUGGCCAGCACGUGAGACAUUCAUACAUUUUAGAUCUGAAUAUACAACAGUGAUCUGGCUUUUGCAAGCUUUAUUUUGCCUUUAUUUCCAUUUCUUUAAUGAUUACAUUGACUUGCUCUAAUGGAAAAUGCUGCCUAUUUAUAGUGGUGGAAAUAAAUUCAAAUGUAUUCAUGUUUUUUAAGGGCCCACUACCUUUGUUCAGGUCUUGGACACUAGUGAUCCUCCAAAAUGUUCACUACGUAAUUUGAAAUCCAGAACAUGGCCUUCCAUGGGGUUCCAAGUAUGAUCUGAGAUAGUAGCUGUUGAUGGUCAGAUGUUUAUUGGUGGCACUGUUAUUGAAAAGAAGUGCACAAGUGGAGCUAGAGCAAGCUGGCAGCCAGUUUCAACAUUAUUAUACCCAGAAUAUUCUCUGAAUAAGUGCUAGUUUAAAACUCUGUCCUGUUUCACAGAGGUCAUUUCUUGUGGUUCUUCCUCAUCAAGAGACAUUUGUUCUUAAAGAGGAUUUUUGUGGUUAUUGUAGACAGGCGUGUCGUCUUUGCACAAAUCUGGCUUCAAUAGAGAGGGUGCGUAUAGGUUAUUGCUUGCCUUGUGCUUCUAAAACUAAAUAUUAACCCAGUAUUUCCAUCUGAAGUACUUUGGGGUCAGUAGCCUUACCAGAGGCUUCAAAGCCAGCAAGACAAUUGUCAUGGGAUAUAAAAGCAACUUAACCAAGAGUAAAUGUGUUGCUUCUUUAACAGAUUUUAUUUCUAAUCUUCCAGACAAAAAAGAUACAGAUUUCUUCAGACAAAAGCAGUGCUGGUCAGACCGUAUUUGUGGUUCAGAUGUGAGGAAUUAUUUCCGUCUGUCUUGCUAAAUCGGUAUCGAAGCAUUGCAACGCAUCAAGAGUACUGACCAAGGGGAGGCAGUUGUCUUUUCAUAUUCUGCUUUUGCAUAGAAAUUUUGACAUGUAGGCAGCAAUUUCAAGUUCAGUGUGUUUCAGGGACUGUAGAAAGAAUGGUUGUCUGAUGACAGAACAGAUUUGUUGAGCUUCAUGACCAUGUGUGAAAAAGACUACAUUUACCUUCACUAAAUGCACCGUAAACCAAGAGAUCAAAUAAAGGAAUCUGUUGUAUACACUCUCUUUGACAUGAGUGUGGAUGGAAUAACAUUAUUGGGGGAGGAGGAUGUUCAUUUAAAGGCUAUGCAACAAAAUGAAAAAAGUUAAAGCCAGGCCCUUUUUUUUCCCCUUCAAAUUGUGCAAUAUUUAGUGAGGUGCAGAUCGAUAAAGGAUUCCAAUUCUGAAAGAGUGAUUUCUAAGAUUUUACGAUCAGUUCCUCAAAUGUUUUUUUUUUUGUUUUUUUUUUGGUGCCGAUUUGCCAUUGCGAGAGGAAACAGAUGAUUGUAGUGUUUAGAUGUGUUGUAGGCCGUCUAGACAGAAACUUAAAAAGUCUGUUCUGUGAUAAACUAAAUUUCGUCUCAUUCAAAUGUAUUUAACUGUAACGUUAAAAAAAAAAAAAAAAAAAAAAAAAAAACUGCAUAAAGAUACUAAAUUAAUUUCCA
Molecule: messenger RNA, 4795 nt
Organism: Myxocyprinus asiaticus (Chinese sucker)
Lineage: Eukaryota; Metazoa; Chordata; Actinopteri; Cypriniformes; Catostomidae
Gene: tmem259
Product: transmembrane protein 259
Exons: 11
Coding region: 805-2877 (690 amino acids)
Biological process (GO): positive regulation of ERAD pathway; response to endoplasmic reticulum stress
Cellular component (GO): endoplasmic reticulum
Source: RefSeq, a predicted model, not a curated record